UUGGUGUCGACACGACUGUGUUAGCGGAGCAAGUUAAAGAUUUCGUAGGCAUAUAAAUAAUCCCGAGUGACAAUGUCGGGGGAUAAAAUAAACAUAUUUCCUUCACGAGGAGCCCAGACACAGAUCAAGGCUCGCCUUGCGGGUGCAGUCAAAGGCCACUCUCUCCUCAAGAAGAAAGCUGAAGCUUUGCAAAUGCGCUUGAGGCAAAUUCUUGCUAAACUUAUUGAGUCCAAAACUCUGAUGGGCGACUUGAUGAAAGACGCUGCCUUUUCCUUAGCCGAAGCUAAGUUUGCAUCUGGCGGGGAUUUCAAUCAAAGCGUCCUUCAGAAUGUGACACAUGCUCGUCUUAAAGUCAGAAGCAAAAUGGACAAUGUUGCAGGUACUAAAUUGCCGGUGUUCGAAAGUUUCGAAGACGGCGUUGACAAUUAUGAGCUGACUGGAUUGUCUAGGGGUGGCCAACAAAUGGCAAAACUUAAGGCAAGCUUCAAGAAGGCCAUUGAGCUCCUCAUUGAACUGGCCGGCCUCCAAGCUUCCUUCAUUACCUUGGACAUCGUUGUCAAAAUGACAAACAGGAGAGUCAAUGCCAUUGAACAUGUAAUUAUCCCUCGAUACGAGCGCACUCUGAAAUACAUCAUCUCAGAGUUGGACGAGCUGGAGCGAGAAGAGUUCUACAGGCUUAAGAAGAUCCAAGCAAAAAAGAAGGUGGUCCGUGACCGUAAGGAAAAGGCCGCUGCCGAAGCUAAAGCUGAAGGUUUGCUAAGGGAGCAAGAAGAGGUACCAAAUCUCAUUGAUGACAACGAUGACGAUGAUAUACUGUUCUAAAUAGCGUUCUUUGAUUCUGUGUUGCUCGUUCGCAUUCUUCCCAGGCUAGUCACGGCAUCAGAGUCUCCUUUUUUGCGCUUUCGUUCAUUAAACAAGCAAUAUAGUCGUUUCUUAUUGUAAGAAGUGCUGUAUUAAAAAAUUUAAUCGAACUUUCUUCAACAAAAUUUACUGUCUUGUGAUAAUUUAAGUACUAGCCUCAUGAUCUUUCUUUUGCGAGAAGCUACAUACAUUUUUCCGAUGAAUGAAAGGUUACACAUAGUGCGAGUCUUCAAAUGAUUUGAUCAAAUCGAGUACGAACGUGAAUAUUUAUUUCAUAGCUCCGCCCUCGCAAGAAAAAAUUUCAGGUUCAGUCGACUUGUGUUGUGCGUUUCUAGCCUGUGAAGUUACCGUCGAAGAUUGAUAUUAACGAUCAUUCCACGUGUUGUAUGUGGUGCUGUUUGUAACAAUGUCUCGAGAAUCCUAGCUUGUCUUGCUCCAAAAUUAGUAACUUGAAGUAAGGUAAGGAAGAAUAAUAAGUAAUAACUAGAAUUUUUCAGUUUCCAUUAUUAUAUUUCCGGAUGUUGAGGACGUAUAGAAACAAUUUUAUAGAAAAGUUUGGUUCGUUGAUGGUGCGAGUCAUUUUGUUGGAUGAAUCUUUAUUGAUAUUAUUUAUUCCACGUGUUAGCAAUUGUAAAUAAGUUGGAUAUUGGAUUUAUGGAUAUUAUACCCUAGUGUAUCA
Molecule: messenger RNA, 1540 nt
Organism: Hyalella azteca
Lineage: Eukaryota; Metazoa; Arthropoda; Malacostraca; Amphipoda; Hyalellidae
Product: V-type proton ATPase subunit D
Exons: 5
Coding region: 73-822 (249 amino acids)
Cellular component (GO): proton-transporting V-type ATPase complex
Molecular function (GO): proton-transporting ATPase activity, rotational mechanism
Source: RefSeq, a predicted model, not a curated record